UGACACAUACGUAACCUCAAAGAGGGCGUAGUGUUUUUAUCGCUGAUUAUUUUAGAAAAACAUCAAAAAUGGCAAAAAAUACGUCUAGUUCGGCCUUUAGGAAAAUAGACAUUGAUCAGUACAAUGAGGAUAAUUUUAAGGAAGACGAGACCGAUCAGGGAGGACCUCAGGGACCGGACGAAACAGAAGUGAAUAAUUUACUGAAAAGUGGCCAACAUGCUGAAGCUUUAAAAACAGUACUGAGUAAUGCCCCCCUGGGGAGCAAAAGUGUACAAGUCAAGGAAAACGCAGUCAAUUUAACGCUACGGGUCAUGUUAUCCAUCAAACCAUCGCAAAUAGAAGAAGCAGUCAAUUCCCUGAACAUGGAUCUAAUAGAUGUUCUAAUGAAAUAUGUAUACAAAGGUUUCGAAUACCCUUCAGAAGGAAGCAGUGGGCACUUGUUGCUGUGGCAUGAGAAAAUUUACAAUAUAGGAGGUGUAGGCUGCAUUGUAAGAGUUUUAUCAGACAGUAGGCGAGUGUGAAAUUUUUUUAUCAUAGGUAUUAUUAACCAAAUAAACGUGUCAAUAGAGUUUUUAGUUAGGACGUUCAUCUAAAUUAAGUCUUACUUAUGUUGUUAACUUUCUGUUGAACAGGUAUUUAAAUGAUUUGUACAAUUUUUUUUAAUUCAUUUUUAUUAUAAAAGCUUUAUAA
This is a messenger RNA of Brassicogethes aeneus, 690 nucleotides long. The record is from the annotation of a GenBank genome assembly. NCBI's taxonomy places the organism in Eukaryota, Metazoa, Arthropoda, Insecta, Coleoptera, Nitidulidae.